GACCACGAUGAGGAUAUCCUAUUUCUCCGCGUCAUGGGCAUUCCGUGUCGUGGCUUCGGGCGACAGCUACAUCGUUAUCAGCUCAGGCGGGGGCUCGCGCUCAGUGCUGCGCUGAGUGUUAACGCCAUGAUCGAUUUGCCACCAGCGCGGCAUACGUGGGUGGUCGUCUGGGGCAAGGACGACUCCGCCCCGGAGUUUCAUCUCUUCAACCUGGGCUCCCUCGACAACCUCGAUGACGACGACAUGCUCGCCGUACCGUGGGCGCACCUCUUGGCCGACGCGCCCUUCAUCUGCAUCUGGCGCGAGACGGAAACAUGCUGGGCGGGCGUGGAAACGGGACUGGAUUCUGGCCUGUUGCCAGCACCGAUCACUCUGUUCGCGCAUCCCUUUGCGUCCACUCUUGCUGGGUCUGGAGAGGCGAUCGCGUGGUUGGAACAUUGGCGCCUAG
Molecule: messenger RNA, 448 nt
Organism: Dichomitus squalens LYAD-421 SS1
Lineage: Eukaryota; Fungi; Basidiomycota; Agaricomycetes; Polyporales; Polyporaceae
Exons: 2
Source: RefSeq, a predicted model, not a curated record